AUGCUAAUUUCAGAAAAGAAAAAUUAUUACAAUAUUGCUCGUGAAGAUUUAGAAAAACUAAACGGGGAUAUUUCUGUGGAGGAAGAUAUAAAACUAUCUCAAGCUCAGAGGAAGAUAAAAGUCAUAUUUCGGAGAUUGAAAAGGGCAAGAAAAUUAAACCGAAUUCAUACUCUUGUUUACGCUUUCUAUCUUGGUGAAAUUCUGGAAAAUGCAUGUGUUAAAAAAAAAUACAAUAAUAAAGGUCCGUCAAGAUACUAUGCUGAAGUGUCAGUGAGAGUAUAUUAUCUUUUUCAGAAGGCUGGAGUUAAACGAAUUUAUCAAACGACCAAACUGACUUUAGCAAUGAUCUCCAAAUUGACAGCCGGAGAAUUUCAACAACUGGUAGAUGCCAAUAACGAUAACAACGAUGAUAGUGAAGACGAACAAUCUCAGGACAACGAUGACACUGUAGAAGAAUUAUCACAAAAUAAAGUUAUUGAAAAUGGACCAUUUCAAAAUACUGGCCUCACACAAAUUGCCACCAACCUUUCUCAAGACACUACGCAGCAACCAAUUUUAAUUACCGUCGAUCAACAUAACGAUAACUAUCAACUUAGUUUUCAUCCAAAUAUCGACUAUCAAUCGUUUCAAGGUUACUCUGGUUACUCUACUAUCGGUAGACAACUGCAGAAUGCUUUAGAAUUCUCUAAUAUUGUUGAUCAACAAAUCUCUAAUAUUACUGACGUUUCUCAAGACUAUACUACCGUUGAUCAACCGACUCAAAUUGGCACUAAUUCUAAUACUUUUCAACAUACGACAGCUGAUACUUUUCGACAUGCGACAGUUAAUACUUUUCGACACAAGGGACUUCAAUGCAGUAAAAGUGUUACGUAA
This is a messenger RNA of Cetraspora pellucida, 873 nucleotides long. The record is from the annotation of a GenBank genome assembly. NCBI's taxonomy places the organism in Eukaryota, Fungi, Glomeromycota, Glomeromycetes, Diversisporales, Gigasporaceae.